ACCAUUUUCUCAGCCUAUAAAAGGACACCAUACACCAAAAGUAUUUCUUUAGUCAAGGGUGAUCCUAUCUAAAGCUUCUCAUAGCUGCAAAAAUUUGACAAUACAGAUGGAUGAAGCACACACGUUGAAUACUUGUGAAGGUUACGUAGACUGGAGGAACAGACCUGCCGUGAGAGGUCGGCAUGGUGGACUACUUGCUGCCUCCUUUGUCUUGGUUGUGGAGGUUCUGGAGAAUCUAGCAUUCCUGGCCAAUGCAAGCAACCUUGUUCUUUACCUCUCCAAGUUCAUGCAUUUUUCCCCAUCCAGCUCGGCCAACGUUGUUACCAAUUUCAUGGGCACAGCCUUUCUCCUUGCUCUACUUGGUGGCUUUCUAGCAGAUGCUUUUUUUACCACCUAUUACAUCUAUUUGAUCAGUGCUUCAAUAGAAUCCCUGGGUAUGUUAGUGCUUACAAUUCAAGCUCGUGUAACCUCGUUGAAACCACCACCAUGCUUUUCAGCGAGCACCAGUAUCUCAUGCGAGCAAGUUGAUGGCAGGAAAGCAUUGAUGUUGUUCGCAGGCCUCUACCUGGUGGCACUCGGUGUUGGAGGGAUAAAGGGUUCUCUUCCCCCACAUGGCGCUGAGCAGUUUGAUGAGAAUACUCUUCAAGGAAGAAAGCAGAGAUCUGCAUUCUUUAACUACUAUGUAUUCUGCCUUUCCUGUGGAGCUUUGAUUGCAGUGACUCUAGUGGUAUGGGUUGAGGACAACAAAGGAUGGCAAUGGGGAUUUGGGGUUUCCACUGCAACAAUACUUCUCUCUAUCCCAAUCUUCCUCAUCGGCUCCCCAGUUUAUAGGACCAAAGUUCCUAUAGGAAGUCCCAUCACAACUAUAUUCAAGGUUCUCGCUGCAGCGGUUUACAACACCUACAAAUUCAGGGAUUCUAGCAAUUCUGCCAUUGGAAUGGACACAAGCAGGACAUCCUAUACCACAGAAACCAGUGAGGGAGAAGAUAGAAAUACGAAACAAAAGGAACCAAGUCAAACUCCAACAGAAAGCCUCGAGUUUGUUAACAGAUCAGUCAAGAACAAGACAGUCAAUCCAAUGCUAGAAUGUACAGCUGAGCAGGUGGAAGAAGUUAAGAUAGUGCUAAGAAUCCUCCCCAUCUUCAUGUCUACUAUAAUGCUAAACUGUUGCCUGGCUCAGCUUUCCACAUUUUCUGUCCAGCAAGCAGCGACCAUGAAUACCAAUCUUGGCUCCUUAGAAGUCCCACCAGCAUCUCUUCCUGUUUUCCCUGUUAUAUUCAUCAUGAUCCUGGCACCAAUCUAUAACCACAUCAUCAUUCCAUUUGCGAGGAAAGUGACAAAAUCCGAAAUGGGGAUAACUCAUUUGCAAAGAAUAGGGACAGGGCUAGUCCUAUCCGUCGUGGCAAUGGCAGUGGCAGCCCUGGUGGAAAUGAAGCGAAAGAGAGUAGCAGUCAAUUCUGGAUUAGUAAAUUCAACAAAACCUCUACCCAUCACAUUCCUAUGGAUCGCAUUGCAGUACUUGUUCCUGGGAUCAGCUGAUCUUUUCACAUUAGCGGGCAUGAUGGAAUUCUUCUUCACAGAGGCCCCAAAAAGCAUGAGAUCUUUGGCCACAUCUCUAUCAUGGGCCUCACUAGCCAUGGGAUACUACCUCAGUUCUGUGCUUGUAUCUCUGAUCAACACAAUCACAAGUAGGUACCGAGACACGCCAUGGCUCUUUGGUAGCAACUUGAACAAGUAUCGCCUGGAGAGGUUUUACUGGUUGAUGUGCAUACUAAGUGGAUUAAACUUGUCUCAUUAUCUCUUCUGGGCAAGCCGCUACAAGUACAAGUCCAUGAGAAAAUCCCUUUCUCAGCCUAACAAUUAGUAAUGCAAUUAAUUAGUUAAUAUAAUGAAUUAGACUUUCCAUUCUUGUCUGUUAUUUUAGGGAGACGAGAGAGAGAGAGAGAGUCAUGGUGUUUAAGAUCCUGAAAUUCUAUUACUAUAUAUUAAUUAAUUAGUAAUUUAUCUCCUUUUGCAAA
Messenger RNA from Populus nigra (black poplar), 2018 nucleotides. RefSeq names its product protein NRT1/ PTR FAMILY 4.6-like. Lineage: Eukaryota; Viridiplantae; Streptophyta; Magnoliopsida; Malpighiales; Salicaceae. Gene Ontology annotation, cellular component: membrane. The transcript is spliced from 5 exons. Gene Ontology annotation, biological process: transmembrane transport. Gene Ontology annotation, molecular function: transmembrane transporter activity. The record is from RefSeq and is a predicted model, not a curated record. The coding region runs from base 107 to 1864 and encodes 585 amino acids.